CUUCGUAGAAACCAGAGAGCGAGCAAGAGCUGAAACAGUGAGCUGUAGUGGUGGUGGGUGUUGACAUUUCUGAGAAGUGAAAAACCCACAAGAGGAUCAGAAUCAGAUCAUGUAUGUGACUAGGCCUCUCUCUUUUUACAGAAAAUCUCCUGAUUCUCUGUCCUUGAAUCCUCCUGAAGGUCCCCAUUCUGGGAUUCUGGUGAUUCAAGAUGAACAUGAAGUUAAACCGUCUUCUUCGUCUUGUUUCGGAGAAUUCCAUCAGCUCAAGGAGCUUCCUUUUCCUCAGAACAAGAGCAUUGAGCUGUUUUACAGAUCAGGGAUUUCUCUGAACAGAGCUACCCAUUAUCGCCACGUGGCCUUCAUUCCAGUUCUUGAUCAGCCACUGUCUUCCAAUCGCUACUAUGUCAUACAGCUCAACGAGAGGCAUAGAGGGGAGGCAUAUACCAGCAUAGAUGAGGAAGAAUUGGAGACCUUCUGUUUCUAUAAUUCUGUACCAGUUGAACCUCAUUGUCAAUUAGAUAUCAGUAACGAACACCAAGUGUUUGAGGUAUUUCCUAGACGAAGCAAGAUUACUUUCAGGAAGGGUUUCUCUGCUAAACCUCUUGCUCCAAACACAUUUGCUCCGAAGUUUCUCAGCGCAAGGUGGAGAGUGAAAGCCUCAGAUACAUUUGAUUCGAGCUUAGGAGAAGCAGCCGGAGUGGACAACACCCUUCGCACUCGCCUGCCGGAAUUCAACUUCUCCUUGGCAAACACAAGUUCAGAAUCUGCUGUUGUGGGAAAAUGGUAUUGCCCCUUGAUGUUUAUCAAAGAAGGAGCACAUAGAACAUUGAGAGAUGAAAUGAGAAGAUCAAUGUUCUAUGAGAUGACUCUGGAACAAAGAUGGGAACAACUUUUCUCGUGUGAGAAUGAUUGUGGAACAGAAAACAAGACUGUGCUUGUGGAUGCUGUACUUCAGAAAGAAAAGGUUAUAGUAGCAGAAAGGGAAGUUCUAACUGAUGAAAAGGAAGUUGAAGGUCUCAAGCGGUUCAGGAGUUAUAAUAACAUUGGGGAAGAGACCAGUGUAGGAUUGAGUACAGCAAUAAUUGAAAGAAUGAAAUGGGAACAAGAAAGAUUUGGGUGGAUUGAAGGGAAAGAAAAGCAAGUUAGGAUUCAGAAAACAGAAGAAUUCAAAGGGACAAGUGAAUGGAAGAGAUUUGGAUGUUAUGUUCUUGUUGAAAGUUUUGUGCUGAAAAGAUUGGAUGGAAGCUUAGUACUUAACUAUGAGUUCAAGCACCAUCAUCAGAUUAGAAGUAAAUGGGAAUGAAGGAAAAUGAAAAGAUUUCUGUUUCUGCCAUUGUUUUUUUAGACCAGACCAAACUUUCUUUCUUGUUAUCAAGUGUACAUUCGCAAAAAAAGUUUUGGAGUCCUAGUGUUGUAUACUAAGUAUUCAGUUUUGUUUGUGUUGUUGUUGACGAAGUAGAGGGUUUGUUUAUUCAUUUAGUUUUGCAGUAUAUUCUAUUUGAAUAUUCAUAAAAAUUUUAAGGAUAAA
Molecule: messenger RNA, 1528 nt
Organism: Neltuma alba
Lineage: Eukaryota; Viridiplantae; Streptophyta; Magnoliopsida; Fabales; Fabaceae
Exons: 2
Coding region: 110-1303 (397 amino acids)
Source: RefSeq, a predicted model, not a curated record